This is a messenger RNA of Exophiala viscosa, 303 nucleotides long. RefSeq lists its product as uncharacterized. The coding region runs from base 1 to 303 and encodes 100 amino acids. The transcript has a single exon. The record is from RefSeq and is a predicted model, not a curated record. NCBI's taxonomy places the organism in Eukaryota, Fungi, Ascomycota, Eurotiomycetes, Chaetothyriales, Herpotrichiellaceae.
AUGGUGGCGUUCCGCAAAAGCUUGGAGCUUCUCACCUUGCUGGGCGGGACUGUGCUCAUAGUCUUGAUUCCUGUCGUCACGAUCAGCUUGGUAAUCAAUAAGGUGGACCAACAACACUAUGACAGCUUGGACAUCUUUUACGGAUACCUCGAGCGCAGCGAAGAAACAUCCCAACAGAGAUUGAACCUUGCACGACUAGCGAAAAUGGAUGAUAAAGAGUUGGAGACCUUUGCCGCAGCUGCAGCUAAAGAGAUGAAGAAAAGACGGAAGCACGCCAAUCACGAGGAUCUUCCCGAGUCUUGA